CUCAUCAUGGGACACCGAAAACCCACAGGCAGGUAAAUCUGUACCUGCGCCGAGAAAGCUGGAGGAACAGCGCAACUCAGCUCACCGGUUCCUCUCUUGGUUUUCGCCAGUCAGACUUUGCGAAAGUUUUAUGCCAUUGCGUUUUGCGCGUGAACUGCUGGAGUCAAAAACGUUGGAUAUAUUUGAACACGAGGAGGACAUAACAGUCUGCAGAACUGACGAGACAUGGACUCCAACGGCGUUAGAGAUAAAAAAGUUUUGGAGGGUGACCAGGACCUGCAGUUCCUGAUGAACGGCGGAAAUCUUCUGAAAGUGCGCUCCGAGACGUGGAAAAAGACGCGCUACUACAAGCUGCAGGAGGACUGCAAGACCAUGUGGCACGAAUCCAAAAAGACACUGAAGACCAAACAGACAUUCUCUAUUGAGGACAUUGAGGAAGUCCGAACAGGUCGGCAUACAGAAAGUUUGAGGAAAAACACAAAGGAGGCAUUGGAGGGUCAAGUGUUCUCCAUCUUGUUUAAGGGUCGACAGAAAAACCUGGACCUGAUCGCCAGCACUGAGGAAGAAGCCAAGAAAUGGGUCAGCGGUUUGGAGAAAGUCAUCUCAAGCUUGAACAGCCUCAGUUCACAGCAGAAGACCGAGCACUGGAUCUACAGCUUCUUGCGGAAAGCAGACAAAAACCUGGACAACAAGAUGAGCCUGAAGGAGGUCAAGAGCUUUCUGAAAGACAUCAACAUUGAAGUGCACGAAGACUACGCUGAAAUGCUCUUUAAGAAAUGCGACGAAUCGAAUGGUGGAUUCCUGGAGGGAAACGAGAUUGAGCAUUUCUACAAGAUCCUGACAAAAAGAGAGGAGAUUGAUAUCAUUUAUGCGGAGUAUGCAAAAACAGAUGGUCUCAUGAGCGCUAAUGACCUGCUGAACUUUCUGCUGACUGAACAGAGAGAGGAAGCUUCCCAAAAUGAUGCCCUUCAACUCAUUGAGAAAUAUGAACUUGAUGAAAACGCCAAAACCAAACAGCAAAUGACCCAGGAUGGCUUCCUGAUGUACUUGAACCAGCCGGAGGGACUGAUCUUUAACCAGGCUCAUAAAAGUGUUUACCAGGACAUGAACCAGCCUCUCAGCCAUUACUUCAUCUCUUCCUCUCACAACACAUACUUGAUGGAGGACCAGCUCAAAGGACCCAGCAGCACUGAGGCCUACAUAAAAGCUUUGCUAAAGGGCUGCCGCUGCGUGGAGCUGGACUGCUGGGAUGGAUCAGACGAAGAGCCAGUCAUUUACCAUGGAUAUACUCUCACUUCAAAGAUCCUCUUCAAAGAUGUGAUUAAAGCCAUUAAAGAAUAUGCCUUCAAGACAUCCGAGUACCCAGUGAUCCUGUCUUUGGAGAACCACUGCGGUGUGGAGCAGCAGAAGAUCAUGGCUCAGCACCUGAUCUCCAUCCUAGGCAGCGCACUGGUCACCAAACCCCUUGGAGAUCAGAUGCCCACAUGCCUGCCUGCGCCAGAGGAACUCAAAGGCCGGUUCAUUGUCAAAGGGAAGAGACUUGACAAACUGGAAAACGCAUUUUCUGAUGAGUCCAAGAUGGCAGAUGAAGAAAGUGUGUCAGAGGAAGAAGACGAUGAAGGUGACGAAGAAAACAACGAAAAGAAGUCUGGCUCGCUGAAGCUGGCGAAGGAGCUUUCUGACAUUGUGAUCUACUGCAAGAGUGUGCCCUUCCAUGGGUUCGAGGAUUCCCGGGAAAAGCAGUCUUUUUAUGAGAUGGCCUCCUUCAAAGAGGGGAAAGCUGUGAAACUAGCGGAGGAGUCAGCAACUGAAUAUAUCCGUCACAACACUGACAAGCUCAGCAGGAUUUACCCAGGAGGAAUGAGGACAGACUCAUCCAACUAUAACCCUGUGCCCAUGUGGAAUGCAGGCUGUCAGAUAGUGGCUCUGAACUUCCAGACGCCGUGUUUAGAGAUGGAUCUGAACCAGGGACUCUUUUAUCAAAAUGGACGGAGCGGUUACAUCCUAAAACCUUCUUACCUGCGAGAGAGGGACAGUGAGUUUGACCCUAUCACUCUCACCAAGGGCCCGUGGCUGAAGACAAAGACUCUUCAUUUGAUGGUGAUCACAGCCCAGCAGUUGCCCAAAGUGAGCAAGAGAGAGUCCGCCAUUGUCGACCCCAUUGUGAAGGUGCAGGUGUACGGUGUGCCUGCUGAUACAACAACUAUACAAACAUCCUACAUUAAGAACAAUGGUUUUAACCCCAUGUGGAAUGAAAACUUCGAGCUGGAGGUGUGUGUGCCAGAUCUGGCCCUGGUGCGUUUCUUGAUUGAGGACUACGACAUCACAUCGAACAACGAGUUCAUCGGCCAGUACACGCUGCCCUUCAACAGCUUGAAGAACGGAUAUCGUCACAUGCCUCUGCUCACUCAGGACGGAAACCUGCUUUCCUCGGCCAGGCUGUUCGUUCACAUCAUGGUUACGGAUACAGAAUAACACACACAUACACACACAGCUUCUCUUCUGUAUCCGAGAUCAUCGAAAAACAUCUGCUCUGCAAAAAACCUAUGAGGUAGCUUGAGGGAUUUUAAUAGGCUAACGUAAAGUUCAUACUACAACUAUUUUGAAGUUGUUAAAUGAUGGUCUCACAUUUAAUAUUCACUUUUUUUAUAUUUGUAAAAUAUGAUACAUUUUAGUAUGCUCAUUUACAUAUUUCGUAUUUAGUAUUUAGUAUUCCAUAGUGGCAAAGAUGCAUUCAGGGCAUUAAUUGUCAGUGUGUUCACUUUUAAUCUUAGUCAAACAGCAGUUGUUGUUGUUGUUGUUGGUGUUUUUUAAUAGAUAUACCAGUUUUAGCAGAGGAACAAUUGUAUAGAGUAGACUAACAAAUACACAGGAGCACUUCUUUAGUUUUGAAACCUGCAUUCGUUUUUAUCUUUGUCUUUUAAGUAGUUGCAUACUAUUGUUUGUUGUAUUAAAUGUGGUUCUCCAUACUGUCCCAUAACAUCAGCCAUUCUGAUGAACACAUUGCCAACUGUAUACAUCUCUAUAAAACAGAAAUAAAGAUAAAUUAUUCAAAA
This is a messenger RNA of Danio aesculapii, 3056 nucleotides long. It is a transcript of the gene plcd1b, whose product is annotated as phospholipase C, delta 1b. Gene Ontology annotation, molecular function: calcium ion binding; phosphatidylinositol-4,5-bisphosphate phospholipase C activity. Gene Ontology annotation, biological process: lipid metabolic process; phosphatidylinositol-mediated signaling. The transcript is spliced from 15 exons. Bases 226 to 2475 code for a protein of 749 amino acids. NCBI's taxonomy places the organism in Eukaryota, Metazoa, Chordata, Actinopteri, Cypriniformes, Danionidae. The record is from RefSeq and is a predicted model, not a curated record.